UACUAUGCCAUGUGAUGUAUAGUUGCUUGCUACGAAAUUGAGACCUUCCUCCUCAGCUCCUCUGAUAAUAUAACCAUGUAACGUUCAAAUUCUACGCCAAUCUCUGUCGCAUUCUCUUUCCUCUUUCUUUUUUCCUUUUCCUUAGAAGAAUCGAAAACAUCUUCGAAAACCAAGCCAUUAUUAAUGGCUGUCGACUCCUCCUUCCAGAAAGAACAUCAAAUUCGGGAGUUUGUGGACGGGAGUGGAAACGUAGCUGUCGGUUUGAAGUUGCAUAAUAAACCAAGUAGUGAUGACCUUAACCGACAGUUUCCUUUAGAGAUUCCGCCGAUUCUGUUUGAAGAGACUUCACUUCCAGCUGGGUUGCACAGUUCACAUGCUCAAGAUGUUUAUAGUAUUUCAGUGUUGCCUGAGGAAAAUGAAAAUGCAAAUUGUGCUUCACCACUAGCUUUCUUGAGCAUCUUAGAGGUUCCUAAUCAAGUUAAAAACACAAUGUGCUUAGAUGCUCACAUAAAUUGUCAAAACUGCAUUGAUUUUCAAAUGAAGAAUGAGGAUGUGUAUUCCCAGUGCAUAGUUGAUAUCCCUAGUGUCAAUGGAAACUCAGUUUCACCUGAAUCCUAUGAAGAGGCAGUUGAAAGUUUUAAAACUGGGAACUCACCAACAAGUGUACUAUGGAGAGAAUCAAGUUUCAAAGGGGGAAAACUUAUGCAGAGUCUGGUAAAUGUGGGCAAUCCGAGAGAUUUUGUACUUGAACAGAUAAAGCAGUCUCUGAGAAGCUACAUGAUUUACCAAGUAACAGAUGGAGAAGAUAUAAACGUGCUGCCUCAUUUGAUUCCAGAAAAGUUGCUCUUCUGUUUUCAAUUUUGUCAAGUUUCGGAACAUUGGUAUUGAUAUAUCUGACAUUGAGAGUCAGGCAGAGGGCUGAUGGGUUUGCUCUUAUUUGAAGUUCCAAAAUCUGACACCUCCUGUCUUUAGAUUUCCAAGCUUCUCUGUUUGUUUAAUUUAAGCUUGCCCCUUGAAUUGUAAUAGAGCUCCUUGUGGUGUUGAAGAUAGAAUCUAGGAAAUGUUAUUUGGCACAAAAUACAGUCGCAUUUGUCUUAAAACUCCCUAUGCUUAUAAAAUUAUCUGCCAAAAUCAUAUAUCAGUUCAAUCUAAUGAUUAAGCCGAGAGAGCCGAAUUAAGACCAUUAACUGGAAAUGUACCGGACAAAGACAAUUAGAUGGAGUGAAGAUGCAGGAGGGAAUGAACGUUGUGGAGUGGUUGUGAUAUUAUUUUUGUCAUCCUUCAGAGUCAAUUAUUGAAGCCAGAAAGACAGAAUAACUGAUCUCAUUGUGUGAAACCAAGAUUCUGUCUAAUACAAUUGUAUCUAUGUUUAUAGUUCAAAAAAUUCUAGAACUUUGUCUGAA
Messenger RNA from Glycine soja, 1403 nucleotides. RefSeq lists its product as uncharacterized. The record is from RefSeq and is a predicted model, not a curated record. NCBI's taxonomy places the organism in Eukaryota, Viridiplantae, Streptophyta, Magnoliopsida, Fabales, Fabaceae. The transcript has 7 exons. Bases 184 to 888 code for a protein of 234 amino acids.